Amoebophrya sp. A25 is the source of this 6141-nucleotide messenger RNA. The record is from the annotation of a GenBank genome assembly. NCBI's taxonomy places the organism in Eukaryota, Dinophyceae, Syndiniales, Amoebophryaceae.
AUGCUUUCAAACGAAUGCUCCCAGAAGUUUCAGGUUUGUUGCUCUCCAUGCAGAUCGAAUGAGGAAAGCCAGGAGGGCACGAAAAGCGCCACGGCGUCGUCGUCGUUUAUGAUGAAUUUCGAAAACUCAAAAUAAGCAAGCUACUGGCUGAAAUAAGGGAGGUAAGUAGUGAUUAGUGAGUUAGUCGUAGUCUGCAUGUGUCAAUUAGAGCAGUUGGUGUCCAAUUUCUUUGCAGGAUGAAAAGCUGACAAAGGACUUGCUUACUAAAGAUAGUAUAGUAGGGCCACCAUCUUUCAAAUACUUAUAAGAAACACUUAGUCCUCUCAGUUCUUCGCAAGACGAGGGUAUCAAGAGAACAAGACAAGGGUUUAGGGUUUAGGGUAACAUGCUAAUACAUACAUACAUACAUACAUACAUACAUACAUACAUACAUACCUACGUACAUACGCACGCACGCACAUACAUACACACACACAUACAUACAUACAUACUUAGUCUUAGUUCUUCGCAUGCACAUCUUCUACGAAGAGGAUGAUAACCCAUGAUCGCUCUAAUCUUCCCGGCGGUUCCCCUAGGGCAGCCUCCACAGCUACGUCCAGGCGGAACGGCUUUCAGAAGCCACUGAAUGGCUUACAAAUAGCAUCAUGGACGCUGGUGUUUGCCAACUUUUUGCUCUUUACAUUAAGACAAGAACUGUUAAGUAGUAACAUGUGAACCUAGGUGUAACACACAGUCACAGACAAGAAUCAAAACAGAUGAUCGUUCGUCUAUGCGGCUAGGCUAGUAAGUAGUUGCAUAGUCAAAGCAGCUAGAACAUGAAAACCCUAUCUGAACCAUUAUCUCUAUUAUCUUAACCUUUAGCCUCGUUUCGCCUGUAUCUGUGGGACUAGAAUAUUAGGGCUGUGGCUAGUAUCAUCCGCUUUCAUGAUCUGUAGCCUACCUAGAUGGAUAGGUAGGCUAUUCCUAGUAUCAUCCUUCUAAAGUAAAUAUGGAUCUUUCCACAAUGUUUUGCGGUGAGGCACAGUCGGAUAGGAGUCAAUCCCGCAGAUGGGGACAGCACAGAACAGAAUGCCGCAUCCAAAAGUGUCUUGCUUUUAAGGGAUUUGAGAUUUUUCUACUUUUACUUUUAUAGUAAUUGUAAUGAUAACAAACUGGCAUUGGGUAUCCGUAUCCGUUCAAGCAUAACCUGAGCUAACCAUUGCCAUUAGGUGUCGGUAUACAUCAUAGCUCUUGAAUGUAUUCCUGAUACGAAGUAAUCCCCUUGGGACUAGCUAAAUACCUGGAGGUAAUGGUUAUGUUAUCAAGGCCUUUGUUGUAAGGCGCCAGCCCUCGCUAUUAAGGAUAGAAGACUACUUAGGACUUCUACCUACUGGACGUAGACGAAGUAAAGCUGACUACCACCUAAAGUGACUACCAGAUAAAAACUCUCCGCGCUCUAAUACCUGUCAUCCUCGGCUGUCUCUAUUACGUGGCGCACUGGACGUUGUUUGUGUCCGCUUAUAUGGCUGAGGAGUGCGACCCAGUAGAUCCUCUGGUCGUGUCACAUGAUUGUUAUGAAACUGAAAGGUGCUUGAAAGUAGUUUUAGUUUUAGUGUCACAUGAUUGUUGUGAAAUAUGGUGCUGGAGUACUAGUGAGUCACUAUAAUUUAUAAUUUUGAUUGUCAUUUGGAGGAGCCAUUGAGUUCAUUUCGGUACGGAUUUCAUUCCCAAUGCCGUCGGUAAGACGUGGUAGAGGAAGAAGAUAGCAACAUAAAGUAAACACUAGUUGCACAACAUCAAGUUGUACAACAUCAGUUGUACAACAUCAAGAUCCACCCUACUCGUCUGCUCAUCCUGAGCCCAUCCUGGUGACAGCUAUAACAUCUGCAACAACGCAAGCGCGAUGGCGAGAUUUCAGCAGAAUGCUUGUUGGACAUUGGAGACCACGACACCAAAGCAGCUGGUCCGAAAGCAGCUGCUUUGUUGGCAGAAAGACUGUUGAGGAUAGGACUCAGGUAUUGUGUUGGGUCUUCGAAUUGUGUUGGAUUUCAUUUAACAUUCCUUUCGUUGGAUCAGAUGAAGUUUCGUUGAACGGUUCCAACAGGGUAACGACUUUGACUGUUGAACUCUCUAACGCUAGUAAAUUGAUUUGGAUAUCAUGACUACAACUUUGAGUACUUCUACAUACUUACUAUUACUAACUACUUACAUACUCAAUCGUCUUCAGGUCAUACCCACCCAGCCGUCCAGUGACUUUACGCUCAACGCCACUGCAUUGGCUGACAGAGCGUUUUGCUCAUACAUCAUGGUCUGCGCAAAGCUACAUAGCGACGAGCAUAAAAGACAUAUUUUCAGCCACAGCAGGACGAAGGUACGCCGUAGACCCAGCGCAGGACUCCUCGUCAACUCAAUUUAUGCUGAGGGAGUGGUAAGUAGCAGGGGUUUCUUAUAUUCAAUAUAUCAGUUAGCUCUAGGAGGUCUGGCGAAACAAGGUUUGCUUUUAUUGUCAAAAUGAAACCAGUAUUUUGUGACAUAAAAAUUUGGGCUAUGCUUAUUUCUUCUAAUCCACUCCUCCACUGUCCCGCUUGCCGCUGCAAGGUCAACUACACGUCCAAGCAUUGCGUAGAAUGUAAUAAAUGCGUGGUCCAUUUCGACCACCAUUGUGUCUGGCUCAACAACUGUGUCGGACAAAGCAAUUAUCAUUAUGGUUAUACGAGUUGUGAGAGUGAGCGUGGGAGUACGUCUAUCUUAGCCCUCAACGCCUUGCUCCUCUUCUCGUGCUCACAAUCAGGGACCACGACGGACAACUAAGCUCCCUUCUAUUUUCGGUAUUGCAGCUUCGUACUCAAUAUCAAGCUCGUAGUCGUUUUGUUAAGAAUCCUACUCAUACCAUGCUUAGAUGAGGUUCCAUCGCUUACAACCCUCAUUCGGAAUUAUAAUCCGGAUAACAAGAAAAACCCUUGUAAAGACUAAUUUGAUUAUGAUAUUAUCACAUAGAAAUAGAGAUAGAAAUAGAAAAAACUUUUAGAUUAGAAGCCAGAAAUAAAAAUAUUAUGAUUUUUAGAGACCUUCCACGAAAGGCACUGCAAACGCCUCAUGCUAGGCUCAUUAAUUCCUUCACUGAUACAUCUUCUCUGUUCUAAUGCCACUAUUUCCUUACGUGUAUUAGCGCAGCCGUGUCCAGCUGUCUCUUCAUCUCCAUAGUUACAGCGGUCAUGCUGACCGACUAUUUCGCAGUGGUGCACGCUGACCACGGUGAUGAUUCAGUUUCCUCUUCAGGGGACGAAUAUUAUCACCAUAUCCUUCGGAAUCCAAGUUUUAGCGAGACGCUGUGGGAUUGCGGGUUGCAAGGUACUCUGUGUACAUAGAUACAACAACAUAGAUACAUAAUUAUUAGAGAUAGAACAAAGCUAGACCACCUAGUUGUACGUGGCUACUACUUUACGACUACGAGGUCUAGUAGUACCACACACCAGGUUACACUGCCACAACGCGACGCACUUUCUGCACUGUUCAAGCUGGAGUAAGUAUAGCGCUGGUGACGGUGAAUAGCAUCUUCUGCUUCUUAAAUAGUCAGCUGCUUUUCUUAAGGCUAGUUUAUCACCAUGAUCCCAUGUGGGCCGACUAUGCUGAGUGGAGCCCCCCUUUUUGUUUGUUAGGGGGAAACAGAAAGAACAAGAAUAAGGGAGAACAAAAAGGUCAACUCAGACACUCAACCAGGGAUUAUAGUGUGGGACUACCUCUAAUUUUCCUGCAUGCCUACCUGAACUGGAACAAUCUGACGACAUACGAGUACAUCAUGAUAAAGCUCGCGGACGAACAGGAUAAGGAUUAUGAACGGAUAAAACUAGCUACUGGCAGUCCUAGAAGUACUUCUAAGUAGCUUCGAACAUGCACAGACCUGUUCUUCCAUGCACAGACCUGACCCCUGAACCCCUAAACCCUUUCAUACACAGAAGAAGAAGCAAGCAAAGGAGGAAGACACUUCUAGGAACUCUGGGACAAAAGACGUACAGUUGAAGAGCGGACGGCGAUUGUCAGUGGCUAGGGGGUUUAGGGCAUUACCAGCUGUGUUUGACUGGUUCCUUUUUCGGAAGCCGAAAACACGUGUCCGUUCAGUCGCAGACGGCGAAGGCAAAAGUAAAGAUGAAGGAGGUAAGGAUAGAGACUCUAAUUCUAAUUGUAGUUCUACAGCUAGGAACUUUCGUUGGUCAUAGGGGUUGGUCACUGAAAUCGAAGAGGGCCUCCUUGAGAGAACAGGGGAAAACGAAGGGAAAGGGGAGAGCCCUGGAGGGGGUCUCUUCCGUUCAGAGUCAUGAUGACCAAGGAAUGCUGGGCUUUAAUAUUAGGAGUAAAGAAAAAGAUAAGAACAAAAGUGACCAUACGAUUAGUACCAUAGGAAUGAAGAAAGAGGAUCCCUCAUCAUCAACAUCGACGCUUGUAGAGGGAGGAGGAGAAAGAGGACGAGGAGGUGACCCAAAGACGAAAAAGCCCUGUAGUAGUAGCAGCGGCGACGUAGCAAGCAUAGGUGAAGUAGUAAACCUCGAAAAGAGUGCUGCAUACUAUUAUGGAUCCUUUUUACCGCUUUGUAGCGUCGUCGCAGUUUCUUCUUAGAUAACUUCUGAAGCAACUACUACGACUACUAACUUAGACUCGAGCAAAAAGUAAACCUCUUCAAGAACCUGUUUAACAUCGCAUGUGAAACCCCGAGAACAAUAAAAGCCCGUCGAUCUUCCUCUAAUCCGACCACACAACUACUACAGGCCAAGUUAUUACAUCUUCUGCAGCAGCGAGUGGUAGUGGAUCUUCCAAUGUCUUUUUCGUGAAAACGUUCCCUCAGACGAGGCAAGAAGAAGAGAGCACCCAACUUGAGGGCCAACAUGCAGAUUUCAGGCCGUCACCCACCUCAUCUGAUGACGAACUACUUCCUCCCAGUACUAUUACUGUGACUGGUAGUAGAAGUAAGCAGGAUUCUGGAGGUGGUCCUAGUGCUGGUGGUGGGAGUGGUACUAGCGCUGGUGGUGAGAGUGGUACUAGUGCUGGUGGUGGGAGUGGUGGGCGAGGUGCUUACCCAACUGGUAGAACUAUUACUGGUGGUCAUGUUGGCAGUACUAGUGUUCUUAAGCCGGGCGCUGGUGCUAGUGGCGGGCUAAGCAUAACCAGUAUCAGCAACAGCAGAGGGGAACGAGGUGAGCAAGGACCUCCACUGCCGUCUUCAGCUCAGGAUGAAAAUCCCCAAGCCUCUGGGUCUGGCGCGAACAUGCCAAUACAUUCACCGCUGAUUCAAGGCACUUCUAUUAAGGUUAGAUUACCACGAUCCCACUGAGGGGAGUACGCUGAGUGGAGUCCCCCUCUAUUUAGCUACUUUACCACGAUCCCAUGUGGAGUACGCUGAGUGGAGUCCGCCUUGAUUUAGCUACUAUACCACGAUCCCAAGUGGAGUACGCUGAGUGGAGUUCGCCUUGAUUUUAAUAAAAGGCGAACUAAGGAGAACACAGGGCAUCUCACUCAACCAAGGAUAGUGAAAAACUAGCGCUAAACCUAGUAGAAGCAGCGCUGGCGGGACCCCUAUAGCAGUGUUUGAAACAAUAGGUCUUAAAUAUUGCGGACCAGCCGAUCGUGAGGAGAGGUCCAGUGACUACAGAUCGGGCAUGAUGCCUUCAGGAGUGUUACGGAUGGCAAUACUCGUAGUAGUUUUUACUUGUUUAACAGUUCUUGUGUAAUCCUAUGUUAGGUGCUACUGUACAGCAGUUCAGCUGUGCCAAAAGUUACCAAAAGUGAACAUCCUAGAAAAUAGGUCUGCUAUCAUUGCUUGUAUUUCCCGGCUCUUAUCUCUCGCUUACUAGUUUUUACUUUGACCAAUUAAAAGGCCUAAGCAAAUGGGUCGUUGUAGCGAAGUACUUUAUCUCACGUACUUGAUCAACAAGAAUGGUGUUGCACAGCCUCUACUCAAUCGCAAUCUUUCUUCUACCUCGUUACGUUCUUCUAACAAUCGGCGCAACGACAUCAAUCGCCAGCAGUGCUAUAGAACGGAAUAGCACAGUUCGCGGCGAUCCCGAUGCAAGUCCUGUGGAGUCCAGCGGAUCGGGCCUAUCCGUAGAUGUAGGAGAGGUCAACCUAUUGGCUAAGACAAAGUCGUUUACGACUGGUGGGGGACGUUAG